AUGAUUUCGAUAUUAGAAGGAAAUCUUUCCAUAGUGACUGAAUUCAUCCUUUCUGGAUUAACAGACAAACCAGAGCUCCAGCUGCCCCUCUUCCUCCUCUUCCUAGGAAUCUAUGUGCUCACAGUGGUGGGGAACCUGGGCAUGAUCACACUGAUUGGGCUCAGCUCUCACCUGCACACACCCAUGUACUAUCUCCUCAGCAGUCUCUCCUUCAUUGACCUCUGUCAAUCCACUGUGAUCACACCCAAAAUGUUGGUGAACUUUGUGACAGAGAAAAACACCAUCUCCUACCCGGAAUGCAUGACUCAGCUCUACUUCUUCAUUGUUUUUGCAAUUGCAGAGUGUCACAUGUUGGCUGUAAUGGCAUAUGACCGCUAUGUUGCCAUCUGUAACCCCUUGCUUUACAAUGUAACCAUGUCUAAUCAAGUCUGUUCCUGGUUGCUAACUGAGGUGUAUAGCAUGAGCUUGAUUGGUUCCACAGCCCACACAGCCUGCAUGCUAAAGGUGCUUUUCUGUAAGGAUGAUAUAAUAAACCAUUACUUUUGUGAUGUUCUUGCACUAUUAGAGCUCUCCUGCUCUAGUACUUUUGUUAAUGAGGUAGUAGUUCUGUGCUUCAGUGUGUUCAAUAUUUUUGUCCCAGCCCUGUCCAUCCUAAGCUCUUAUAUCUUCAUCAUAACCAGCAUCCUGCACAUUCGAUCCACUGAGGGCAGAGCCAAAGCCUUCAGCACAUGCAGCUCCCACAUCUCAGCUGUUGCUCUCUUCUUUGGAUCUGCUGCAUUCAUGUACCUGCAGCCAUCAGCAGUCAGCUCCAUGGACGAAGGAAAAGUCUCCUCUGUGUUUUACACCAUUAUUGUGCCCAUGCUGAACCCUCUGAUCUACAGCUUGAGGAACAAAGAUGUCAAAGUUGCCCUAAAUAAGCUUCUCCAAAAAAGUAGUUUUUUAUGA
Molecule: messenger RNA, 945 nt
Organism: Marmota monax (woodchuck)
Lineage: Eukaryota; Metazoa; Chordata; Mammalia; Rodentia; Sciuridae
Product: olfactory receptor 8G50-like
Exons: 2
Coding region: 1-945 (314 amino acids)
Biological process (GO): G protein-coupled receptor signaling pathway; sensory perception of smell
Cellular component (GO): membrane
Molecular function (GO): G protein-coupled receptor activity; olfactory receptor activity; odorant binding
Source: RefSeq, a predicted model, not a curated record